Amphimedon queenslandica is the source of this 606-nucleotide messenger RNA. RefSeq names its product protein KRTCAP2 homolog. Gene Ontology annotation, biological process: protein N-linked glycosylation. The coding region runs from base 86 to 547 and encodes 153 amino acids. The record is from RefSeq and is a predicted model, not a curated record. Lineage: Eukaryota; Metazoa; Porifera; Demospongiae; Haplosclerida; Niphatidae. The transcript has 6 exons.
CUAAUGCGCAUGCGCAGUGGACUCUGCUAGUAAACAAGUGGCCCAUUCUCUUUGUGGUGGAUUGUAUUUUUAGCUUAGACCAGCAAUGGGACUUUUACCUCCAAAUUACUCCAUGUUCUCAUCUUUGGCUCUUUCGGUUGUUACGAUAGCUGUCAUGCAGAUGUUUAAAGAUCAAAUUGCUGUUGAGGGUAAUCUGAUACGUUUAGCUAUAGGAGGGUUUGCUGGUUCCUGGGUAUUUGUGUUUUUAGUUACUGCUUUGGGUAAUUUCUAUUCAUUAAUGUUUCCCCGCAAUCCUCAAGUUAACCUUUUCCCAGAGAUUAUAGUUAUUCUGUUCAUGGCCGUCAUUGCUUCUGCUAUGGUACACAGGAUCUGUGCUACAACAUGUUUAAUCUUUUCUCUUGUUGCCCUGUAUUAUUUAAAUAAAAUAACUCAAACUUCAUCUGGACCAACUGCUUCAGGAUCUUAUGUUGCUACCUCACAAGGAGUUGGGCGUGGCAAGCCCAACCCACAAACACCGAAAUCUCAAAACAAAAAGCAAAAACGAUGAUUUAACAAUAAUAAUAAUAAUUGAAUGCCUAAAAAUAGUUUGUUAUUAUUAUUAUUAUU